Molecule: messenger RNA, 770 nt
Organism: Hyalella azteca
Lineage: Eukaryota; Metazoa; Arthropoda; Malacostraca; Amphipoda; Hyalellidae
Exons: 5
Coding region: 51-770 (239 amino acids)
Biological process (GO): synapse organization
Cellular component (GO): neuron projection membrane
Source: RefSeq, a predicted model, not a curated record
GAAAAAUUGCCAGUAAAAAUCAACGGAAAGUUGAAAAUGGGCGCUCAUUUAUGGUCGCCACAUCGCCGGCCACCGGAGAAACGCCUCCUGCCAUUCGGCAAUUUUUAGUCCAAAUGGCCACAAUAUCGGCUUUCUUGGCCGCCAUCUUUUUAUUUGCCAGCCCAGCAAGCGGCCAAUACACAGAGGCGGGUGCAUGGGAAGGCAUAGAGAACAACACGGCAGUGAAUGUGUCGGCGCAGCUCGCGACGACAGCCUUCCUCCCCUGCGCCGUGCGCAUGAUUGGCGACAAGCAGAUCUCGACGGCGUCUGGCAUCGUGUCGCAGUUCGUUCAUCUGCACGUCAUCGUCCCUGAGGCCUUCAUCCUCGGCCCGUCCGAGUACCACGUCCAGACAGGCUCCUCCAUCGAACUUUUCUGCAUCAUAGAGCAGAGCCCCAUUCCACCGCAAUUCGUGUCGUGGAAGCACAACGACCGGCUCCUGAACUACGACAAGUACAGAGGCGGCGUCUCUGUCAAGACCGAUCAUGGCCCCAAGACGUCCUCUCGUCUCGUUAUUUCUGGGGCCACAGUCGCAGACUCGGGGAAUUAUUCCUGCGGAGCGCCCAGCACCGAGCCUGCGACUGUACAUGUCUUCGUCAGUCAGGGCGACAAGACGGCGGCCAUCCAGCGCCGGACAUCUGGCCAGGAGUCGGCGUUGCUCGGCUCUGUUUUGGCUGUGCUGCUGCUGCCGGCACUGCUGCUGCCAAGCUCCAUCGUAACAGGAUUUUUAUAG